AUGCAGUCAAUCAGCACCCUCCUCCUCCUCCUCCUCCCCCUAGCGCUCGCACUCCCGUCGCCACAGGAUGCGUCAACAGUCGAGCCGAACGCGUGCACGACGACAUGCGCCAGCGACUUCGCCUGCGUCGACUCGUACCCGGAGUCGUGCAUCUGCUGGAACCAAGUGAUCGCCGACUGCGCGGCGAAGUGCGGUCAGGCCCCGGCGCCGACGGCAGACGACUGCAGCGUCAAGCGGGCUGUCGGGUGCCAGUCGAAUUGUGUGGGCAAAUACGCGUGCCUCCAGGUCUGGCCGCAGAGCUGCUACUGCGAGAACGCCAUCAAGACCCAGUGUGCGGCCGAAUGCGGAGGCACGCCGACGCUGGCUACUUGCCCGCCGCUGGCUGCCGAGUCAUAG
Tricharina praecox is the source of this 396-nucleotide messenger RNA. RefSeq lists its product as uncharacterized. The record is from RefSeq and is a predicted model, not a curated record. The coding region runs from base 1 to 396 and encodes 131 amino acids. The transcript has a single exon. NCBI's taxonomy places the organism in Eukaryota, Fungi, Ascomycota, Pezizomycetes, Pezizales, Pyronemataceae.